Messenger RNA from Schistosoma mattheei, 675 nucleotides. The record is from the annotation of a GenBank genome assembly. NCBI's taxonomy places the organism in Eukaryota, Metazoa, Platyhelminthes, Trematoda, Strigeidida, Schistosomatidae.
ACCAACCAACUAGAAAAUAAUUUGAAAAUCAAUUUCAACAGUUACGGAAUUGUGGAAUUCGUAUAUGAAUAUUUAACCUAAAUCUAAAAGAAUGUCUGCUGAAAAAUUAUCCAGAAUUGAUUCAAUUGAUGACACUGAUAAAACUCGUAAAGGAUCACAUGAUACAUCACAAACAGAUAGUCGACGUCCAUCAAUUAUUACUCAGUCAAGACGACAAAGUCGUUUUAGUUUUGCAUCACGUAGAUCAUUGUUUGGUGGACAUGGUUCACUUAUUGGAAUGUUACGUGGUGGAGUUAAUAAAAAUAUAAAAUAUGAGAAUACAUAUAGAAUACAACCGAAACCAAAUGAAAGAAUUAAACAGAAACAAUUACGAAAUUUAAUUCAAACAACAUUGGAUCACACAUUGAAAGAUGUUAUCUAUGAACCGUUACAAGCACGUAUUUUAUCAAUGAAUUUAGCAAAUAUGUUAAGAAAAAAUGUACGUGAAUUAAAUACUCCAUCAAGGUAUAAAUUUGUUGUACAAGUUCAUAUUGGUUCACCGGAACGUAAUAGUAUAUUUAUUAGUAGUCAAUCUGUAUGGAAUGUUGAAAUGGGUGAUACUUAUGCAUCAGCCAUAUUUUCAAAUUCAAAAAUAUUCGCUGUUGGUAUUAUACAUGCUGUAUAUUUUGAAUAAUA